AUGUGGUCCAGCAUGGUCCAAAACCCAUCCAGCGUGGUCCAGCGUGGUCAAGCACCUCUCCAGUGUGGUCCAGCACAGUCCGGGGCUCAUCCUAUGUGGCCCAGGGUUCAUCUGAUGUGGUCCAACGCUCAUCCAACGUGGUCCAGCACAGUCCGUGGCUCAUCCUACGUGGCCCAGAACUCAUCUGGUAUGGUUCAGCACUCAUCCUACGUGGUCCAGCGCAGCCCAGGGUUCAUCUGCCAUGGCCCGACGCUCAUCCAAAGUGGUCCAGCACAGCCCGAGGCUCCUCCACCACAUCCAAGGCUCCUCCAGCGUGAUGCAGUGUGGUCCAAGGCUCACCCAGUGCGGUCUGACGUGGCCCAAGGCUCACCCGAUGUGGUCCAGUGCGGCCCGCGCUCUCCUGCUGUGGUUCAGCACAACCCAAGGCUUAUCCAACGUGGCCUGGGCCUCAUCCUGUGUGGUCCCGCGAGGCCCGAGGCUUGUCCGACACGGCUCAAGUUGGGCCAGUGCAGCCCCAAACCAACCGAGGCUCACACAAGAUGGCCCAAAGCUCCCGUGAGGUGGCCCCAAAACUCACGUGAGGUGGCCCAAGGCUCAUCCAGCAUGGCCCAAACCAUCUCAAGGCUCAUCCAGCAUGGCCCAAAGCUCGUCCAACAUGGCCCAAGGCCCAGCCAACGUGGCCCAAACCACCUCAAGGCUCAUCCAAUGUGGCCCAAACCACCUCAAGGCUCAUCCAACGUGGCCCAAGGCCCAUCCAACGUGGCCCAAGGCCCAUCCAGCGUGGCCCAAGACCCAGCCAACGUGGCCCAAACCACCUCGAGGCUCAUCCAACGUGGCCCAAACAAUCCCAAGGCUCAUCGAGCACAGCCCAAGCCAUUACCCAACGCAUUCUGAACCACCCCAAGGCUCACACGAGGUGGCCCAGCGCUCCCCCAACACAACCCGAACCAUCCCAAGGCUCACGCCAGGUGGCCCGAGGCUCACCCAACGCAUUCCAAACCAUUCCAAGGCUCGCCCACCCUGGCCCGACGCAUCCCAGGACCCAUCCUGCGCCCCGAGGCCCCUCCAGCAGCACCCAACCCUUGUCCGACCUCCCCGGGACCGACCCUAAAUCGGGGCCGUUUCCCUCAAAUCGCACCGCGAGCGAGCACCGGAGCAGGAAAACCUUCGAGGGCGCCCGGCCGCCCGCUCAACGCUGCCUUUUUGCCGGGAACGCCACAUUUCUCCCCGUUUCCAGGAAUUCUGGCAUUAAGCACUUACCGGAGGGGAGCUGGGGGGACCCCAAUCCGUUUUGUCUGGAUUUGUGUUUUUUUUUGUUGUUGUUGUUUGUUUAUUUUUUCCCCAUUUUUUUUCUUUUCCUCCAGAAACGCCGGUGCUGAUUUUUAAGGGGAGGCUGGGUGGGUUUCGUUUUGGGGAAGGAAACCCGGAAUUUGGCUGCCGUGACCGCGGCGAGGAUGCCCGAGCCUUCCCCUGCCACCGCCGUCGGCCUCCCCCAGUCCGGGGGCGGCUUUAAACUGGAUUUUCAUGGUACCACUGGGAGAGCACAGGGAAGGCUCCUCCCGCCCCUCCCGGGUCUCUUCGCACUUUAACGCCGCCGUUUCCCCAGGAUUUCCCUCGUUUUCCCCCCAGGAUUUCCCUCGCCGCUCGCAGGAACGCCCCCGAUGCCCCCCCAGUGAGGAAAACAGCCGGACCCCCCCCC
This is a messenger RNA of Cygnus olor (mute swan), 1699 nucleotides long. Its product is annotated as DNA-directed RNA polymerase II subunit RPB1-like. The coding region runs from base 1 to 894 and encodes 297 amino acids. Lineage: Eukaryota; Metazoa; Chordata; Aves; Anseriformes; Anatidae. The transcript is spliced from 3 exons. The record is from RefSeq and is a predicted model, not a curated record.